Messenger RNA from Tripterygium wilfordii, 819 nucleotides. RefSeq lists its product as uncharacterized. NCBI's taxonomy places the organism in Eukaryota, Viridiplantae, Streptophyta, Magnoliopsida, Celastrales, Celastraceae. The transcript has a single exon. The record is from RefSeq and is a predicted model, not a curated record. The coding region runs from base 45 to 473 and encodes 142 amino acids.
CAACCAUAGUCGCACAACACACGAGAGAAGAAAUCCCCGCCAAGAUGGUUCAUAUAUCACCAAAAUAUGACAACUCCGGUAGCGGCGGCGGAGGCGGCUUCUCCCCAAAGCGGCGUACGCACGGCUUUAUAAUCUCCAUAGCUUCUAUUAUUGGUCUGUGCAAGAAACACGCGGACCAAGCCUCGACCAAGCUGAAGCCGAAGCGGCUAUUUAAUCAAAUAAGCAACAAGACGGUGACUCUGAUGCAGCACAAGAAUAGGAACGGCCAUGAUCGAGGGUCGGAUAGAGUGGCGGCCGAUGAUUUCGGGGACGGUGGGGUCUGGCAGAGGGAGAUCCUGAUGGGGGACAAGUGUCAGCCGUUGGAUUUCUCGGGUGUAAUUCAUUAUGAUAAUACCGGGAAGUCGCUUAAGGAGGUUCCUCCACGGUCACCUCGGGCGAGUCCGCUACCUGGGUACAUGACGCGCGUGAAGUGAAGAGAAAGCGAUUGAAGAACAAUGGAUUUAGGGGGCUCCGCAAUUCGCUUAAAAUGUAGCGUACGAUUUGAAUAUGAGGGUCUAGGAGGUGUGUCACAUUACAUUUUUUUGUUUUUCUAUCUUUAAAAUUUAUCUAAUUUUUUCUCUAGCAUUAGAUGUGAAUUAUAAAUUAUAAAGAAUUGUGGAGCCCUCAAAUUCAAACGAGACAAUUCAUGAUUUGGUAUUAGUUUUAAGUGAUUGGUGUGGUGAAAUGUUUUUGUGUUUUGAGAUUAGGAAGGUGUGAUGAGCUGUUAAUAGUAGAAGAUUAUGCUGUAAGUUGUGCUUAAUAAGGUUAUGUUCUACCCCU